Mycotypha africana is the source of this 2914-nucleotide messenger RNA. Its product is annotated as ras guanine nucleotide exchange factor domain-containing protein. Bases 52 to 2865 code for a protein of 937 amino acids. The record is from RefSeq and is a predicted model, not a curated record. Gene Ontology annotation, cellular component: plasma membrane. Gene Ontology annotation, molecular function: guanyl-nucleotide exchange factor activity. Gene Ontology annotation, biological process: positive regulation of GTPase activity; Ras protein signal transduction. The transcript is spliced from 5 exons. Lineage: Eukaryota; Fungi; Mucoromycota; Mucoromycetes; Mucorales; Mycotyphaceae.
CAUUGGAUACCAAAAAUCAACCAUACAUUUCUAUCGCAUCACAUCCCUUGCAUGCUAAUUAAUUUACGUGUUAAUAGUCAACAACAACAACAGCAACAUCAACAGCAUCAUCACCCUAUCUUUAUCAAUAGUAUGUAUGGAUUGCAAGUCAUUGAAAUGAACCAAUGGUCGACAUCAUCUACACAAUUAUUGCAGCAGCAUGUUUUGUUGUUUCUCUACGCUGAUAAACAUUUACUUUCUUCGAGUCAAUUAAACGGCGUACUAGAAUUCCAUCAACAGCUAAAGAAGAACAAGAAAAAGCAACAAAAGAAGAAUCACAAGCUACUGAAGCAUAAGGAAAUAUCGUUACCGAGUCUGCCACAUGAAAAGCCCCUGAUUGCCACCCAUAAUAACAAUAACGGCUCUCAGCAAAAAAAGGCGCCAAUUCUUUACCGCUCUCAUAAAGUUAUUGCUGAAGUUGUAGAUCAGAUAUUAUUAACAAAGCCAGCCGAAGGAGGCAGUAAUGCUGAAAGAAAUAGUAUGAUUAUCUUUUUGACUGUUUUCCGCAAGUUCAUGCGGCCUAUUGAUUUAGUAUCUAUUCUUGUGCAAAGAUUUGAAAUGGAUCUUAAUCAACUCCAACAGUACAACAACAGUAACAGCCAAGCAACAGCUGCAAAAUUUGGCUUACUUAUACCGAGCUAUCGCCAGGAAAAGAUCAGUAGCAUCUUCAGUUACUGGUUAUCUCAUUAUUGGAACGAUUUCAAAAGUCCUGUAACGCGUCGUUUAUUAUCCGACUUUUUGAUACGAAUCUCAAAAUUCAAACAUUUUCAGUCGAUGCACCAGAAAGUAUCUGUCUUAUUUACGUCAAGAGAGGCACCAGCGCUGGAUAUUGAUGCUUUGUGGGGUGUCGCCUCACCAUCUCAAAGACAAGAAGAGGAGGAUAUUCUGUUUCAAAGAAAGAAGGAGGAUGCAAAAAAGGACAGUGGCUAUUUCAGUGGAACUACAAUGUCAUCGCAGACAGCACCAUCUACUGUUGCUGCAACAACUAUGACAGCGGGGUCGGAAGAGGAUAAUCAUCAAUGGCUUUUGAACGAACCUUCUCUGUUGUCACCUACUCCUUCCAUCAGUAAGAGUACCUGCAGUGUGAUGAGUAAACGAUCCGGUAUAGCACUCUCCUCUUCGACUUUGUCUGUUCUGAAAAGCAAUUUUGACAGUAGCAGCAAUAGUAACGAUGAAGACGAUGGAGAGGAAGAAGAAGAGGAUUACCCAAAGACACCUACGUCUCCUACUUCGUUCAGUUCUUUUUUCUCCUUAAAACCGUCUGUCAGUACCUUAUUGAAGCGAAGCAAUUCCUCGAAACUCACUCAACUCAACAAUAGCAGUAGCAAUGGCUUGAAUACACCUUAUAAGAAUGAUAAAUCAAGAAGAAGGUCUCUUUAUUUCUUUCAAAGCAGCAGUAGCAUUCAUAACACCCUAACGUCUACAGCAACAACUAACUCAACUUCCCUUGAUCACAACAGCAUUGAUCUUGCUGAAGCAGAAGCUGCUAAAAAGAGGACAAGAAGAAAGUCAACACCCAUCGUUCCUUUAUUCUUACAAAAAUAUCACUCAGUCUCCUCAUCCACUAUUUUUACAGCCCUGAGCAACGACAACAGCAAUAGUCUCAGGCAGCAGCAAAAACGACAGCAUCAGCAACAACAACAAGCAGAACUGAAUCGCUUGGCUAUUUUCGCAGGUGGAGUUCGAUUGUUCGAUGAUACUACUACUGCUAGCAUGUCGCACUCUUCUUCUUUCAAUGAUCAACAACUAUCUUCAUUAUUACCAUCACCUUCUAGAACAACCUCUAUCAUUCUAGAGGAUAUCGUUUUCUUUAUUACAUUGAUACAACCCAGCAAAAUAGCCGAACAGUUGACAUGGAUUGAAAUGAAGUUAUUCCAACAAAUACAACCGCGUGAUUUCCUUCGACGAUUAUGGAUUAAGCAUUCUUACUUAGUUCAACAGCAGCAAUUAACUCAUCGGAGCGAAGAUAAAGGAAAUGCUAAUAGCGAGAAUAGUGCCAACAACAACAAUAACAACAGUAAUAGUACUUUACUGAAUAAUCCUUUAUACGCUUCAAUUGAACAUUUCAAUUUCAUGUCCGGCUGGAUAGCUACUAUCAUCUUGAAAAUAACAGAAUUGGACCAACGCGUGCUUGUGUUUGAACAAUGUAUGAAGAUUGCCUUGGAACUCAAGCAACUCAAAAAUUAUAAUACAUUGAUGGCCGUGUUAGCAGGUAUGAAUAAUGCUGCCAUUUCUCGAUUAAGGCAAACGCGCGCCUUACUUCAACGCAAAAAUAGGCCUUUGUACGAUCAGUUUUUGGAACUGGAGACGUUGAUGAGUUCAGAAAAAUCAUUUUCGAAUUAUAGGACUGCUCUAAGAAACCAUGAUACUGAUGUCAUACCCGGAAUACCUUACUUAGGAAUCCACCAACAAGAUUUGAUAUCCCUGGACGAAGCCAAUAAAGAUUUCCUUCAAGAUGGAAAAGUGCACUGGAAGAAGUUUUCUCUAAUAGGCGAAUCUAUACUUGAAGUAUUACGAUUUCAACAACAACAACAACAGAAUGGCUUUUUAUACAGCAUAAUACCGGAUCCUAAGAUCAUUUCUUUUAUUGGUCAGUCCAAGAUUUUUACGGAAGAUGAACAGUAUGAAAAAUCCAUCACGAUCGAGCCUAGAAUUUCUUCUUUAAAACCAUCACCCUCUAUUUCGUCAUCAACGAGGACUAGUAGAAGUAGUAGCAACAACAUGUCUACAGCCGCAACAGCGACACAACAGACAACAACAACAACUACUACGGCUUCUACGUCAACUCCUACUGCUAUCAAUAUUAACACGACAACGUUUAUAUAAAAUGGAAAAUGUCUUCCACUUUUUCAUCAUUUAAAUGGGAAUCUGGAGC